CCCGAUUCCUGAUCGUCGUGAGUCCAGCUGUCUGAGGGGCUGCCUGCAUUUCUGCUGCCGUGCCGCCCUUCAAGCUGUCAUCACCCAUCCAUCACAUCUGGCGUCACACGAGUCCAUCCUGAGUAGACGAGUCCUUUUGAUCUGCCGGUCCUUCUUGUAGCCACACACGAGUUCCGCUGUAGCUCCUGGUCCUCUUCCACCAUGCGCCAAGUCAGCAUGUGCCGCUUCCUACUGCCCGUCCCUCCCACGGACAAGGCGGAUCAAGCGCCUCAGCAGCGCCACGCGGACACAGGUGAGAUGGCUAUCACGCCCACAGAUCUGCUUGAACAUGCGCUGAUGUGUUUUGCUUUCGAUGCAUGCCUUCAGAUUUCACCACUCCCGAGGCGCAGGCCAUCGCCGAUGAGAUCAUCACUCAGCGACAGCUGGUGAGCCACACACCAACACCGACCAGACAACACAUCCCUGAGGAAUGUGGAUGCGUUUGCUGUUGUUGUCAGGCGUCCCCUCCGCCGAAUGCGUCACUGUGCGGCUUCCAGCCAGGGAAGCUGGCCGACGUGUGUGAGCACAUGUACACCCACGAGGCCAUCCGGCUGGCCCUCCUCAGCAAGAGCAUCCAAGACACGUCCCAGUCGCCGUUCGUUAUCCGCCAUCUCAACGUCACCCCCGAGUCGCACAAGCUGUGGCGCAAAGCACAAAGGAGCGUCCUGGGGCAGCUGCGGGGCCGCCUCACCCGGCUGGAGACGGCCUCCAUCAUCACAGACGAGGAUGUCUACUCGCGAGGGCUCAACGAGGACCGGCUGGGCGACGAGCCAGAGGCCAAUGACGAUGCACUCGAGACCGUACCCCUCGAUACGUCAGAGGAGCGGCAGAGCCUGGGCCAUGGCCAUCGGUCCGUCUACGCGCGGCUGCUGGAGGCCUCAGCUGCGCGGCUCAAGGAGUGUCACCUACUCGAGGCCUGCCCUGGCGUGAGCGACGGUCCGGGGUCGAUCUCCGAGAUGCUGAGGCGACAGCCAAGGGUGACCUUCGAGUCGCUUCAUGUAGUCGAGAUAGAUGGCAGCCUGUGGGCGGCGGUGGCAUACAGCCGCCUGUGGCGGCUGCCCAGUCUGAAGGUCUUCGUCAGUAGCGGCUGCCAUCCCCAGCUCAUGAUGAGGUGGCUGGAGCACACACCCCACCUGGCCCAUUGCGAGGUGGAGACCGCCAACGCCCUGUACUUCAUCACCGUCUUGCGGGCCGUCCCCUCCCUCAAGAGCCUCACGUCGCUGGGCGUCAUCGACAUCGACGACAAGUUCGCCCCCUCUCUCGACACGUUUCUGCGCCUGCUGGAGGACAAGGGCGCCAUUGGCCGCAGUGGCCACAUCGAGAGCCUCAGUGUGCUCCCGUCGUUCAGCCGUGUGGAUACCGACGAGGAGGGCCAGCAGCAAGAGGAUGACCGGGACGUGCAGCGCGACCGCGUCCUCGCGGCCCUGCGUGCACUGGCCGUGUUUGUGGACCGCAUCGCCGGCAGCGGCAUCUCGGCUGGUCCCAACACCCAGGUGACGGCCAUCCCGCGCUCAUCAUGGUACGACAAAGUCACCAGCAAGAUGCUCAAGUCGACAGCGCAAUCGGACAGCACGGGACCAGCGGCCUCGUCGUCGACGGCUGCCGCUGACAACAGCGGGCAGACGGCCAGUCGCAAGGCGCCCCUCUUCCCCAACAUGGUGCCUCGAGGUGAUGCUGAUGGUGCGAGUACGAGCCAGCCAGUGGCUGAGAUCACAACCACCAGGCGCCCCUUCCAGCUGCUCAUCUACAUGCCCCCACACUUCGACGACAAGCUGCUGCGUCUGGACCUGAAGGCGUCCGACGUGCUGCCCAAGAAGAUCGUUCGCGAGAUGGCCCGGGCGGCCGAGGUGAUGGCGGUGGAGGCCACAUCGAGCAGCGCGGCAUCUGGCAGGGGCAGCUUCGGGGACUACGUCUUCGAUUCGCUGGCCGGUCUGCAAAUCUGCGACCCCGCGGAGAUGACGGACGCCGUGCUGCCCCUGCUGCCAGACGCUCCCUGCAGCCGCUUUCCACGACUGCAGAGGGUCUUCUUCCGGUUCCCCUCCUUCCAUCUGAUCAGAGAGGGAGGGGUGAGGCAGCUGCUGUCUCCAGUCAAGGGCCAGCUGCCCAAGGCCGUCGUUUUCCUCAUCGACGCGCCCAGCAGAUACGACACCAAUUACGGCACAACCGCCCAGCCGCCGGCUCGAGAAGCCGCUCCUGGCCUCCUUGCCCAACUUGCGGUCGAGUGCCUCGAGGCGACUGGUCAGGUGGACGAGGUGGAGCUCGACUUCAUGCCUGUCAUCCCUGACGAGAUCGACAGGGGGCUGCCGCACACGUCCCCCUUCUACCACCUGUACAAGACUCCCUCCCUCAUGGCCCGCCUCCCCACCAUGAAACACCUGACCAUCGACUCCCCGUACUGCAUCCAUGGCCAGCUGGGCAACCUGCAGAUCGACUUCAUCAUGGCCGUCAUCACCAACACGCACGGCCUGCAGCAGGUGACCUUCAGCGAGAGGAUGACCGGGGCGGUCCACGACAGAUAUCCAAACCGGCUGCAGCACUACCCGGCCUACCUCGCGUCUGCUGCUGUCGAUGAGACGCUCGCGUCGGCCGGGUCGCCGUUUGUGGUGGUGUCGGCUGAUGACACCACACUCACACUCAAGCGAUAGAGGAGAGACGGUGGGUGGGUGGGCGGCUGUUCGGUGGUGGGUGGGAGAGACUGAGAGGUAGACGUAGCGAGGAUUGGAUUGGAUGGAUGCAGUGUUUGCUUCGAUGGGGGGGUUCGUUUACAUGUAGCUGUUCGUGCCUUGGUGUACAUAUUCGCAUCUGACGUGUCGCAGCCCAGCAUUGCUGGCAUGAAUAGAGGCUGAGUGCAGCGUGCGGUGGGCAUUUUGGGUUAACAGUUUUGAUGCAUCUGGACGGUGCACAGAUGGCUGUAAGCAGGGCUGUGUGUGGUUCUGAGCAACCGCCCUCCCAUUGCAGGCAGACAGACUGCUCCAAUGCCUCACUCGCGUGGCUGUGGAGCACUGCUGUCGGUCUGUCUUCUUCGAGGCAGAUUACUCAGAGCCAAGACACCAUCGACACGAGACGGUCGGACGUGUCACACUGUGCAUGCGUAGCUUGCUGAUGAGAGGGCGGCC
Messenger RNA from Vitrella brassicaformis, 3155 nucleotides. Lineage: Eukaryota; Vitrellaceae. The record is from the annotation of a GenBank genome assembly.